Molecule: messenger RNA, 1068 nt
Organism: Thermochaetoides thermophila DSM 1495
Lineage: Eukaryota; Fungi; Ascomycota; Sordariomycetes; Sordariales; Chaetomiaceae
Exons: 1
Coding region: 1-1068 (355 amino acids)
Source: RefSeq, a predicted model, not a curated record
AUGCCCGCGGACAUACCGACCACCUCAGAACUACCAGGCUCAGAAGACAACACCACCAGCAGCGCUGAUCUUUCAACCCCCGACGAUGGAAGCAGCAGCAACAAGAAGAUUCUAAUCAUUACCCUCAGCACUGUGCUGCCGGUGGUGGCGUUGGUCCUGCUCUGCUCUCUCCUAUACUACUUCCGCUCUCGCAGGAGACACCACCAGUCCCUCAACGGCCGGAACCCCUUCUUCCGCCGCGGCGUCUCCCCCAUCGACGACGAGGAAAUAGCUACCUGGAAAGCUCCCCGUAAUGAGAAGCAUGCUUUCCAUGGAGCCACCAGCGGCGCAGACACUGACCUCGAGGCCGACUCCGCCUUCGCGAAGGAAACCGGAGUUGCAAGCAGCAGCCCCCCGAACUCUUCCCACACCAAGAACCCUUCUACAGGAUCGACGAAGAAGCCGCCAAGCGUGAUAAUCUACUCGCGUCCUUCGCUUGACCAUCCUUCACCUUACUCGGCACUCGAUAAGCUCAGCUUCGAGAAAAACCUCCCCGACACCCCCAUUCUCGCUAAAGCCCCUAAUGCGCGCAUUGGGUUGACAGAUGAGUCUGUCCCCGGCGACGAUCCUUACAUCCCGCCUCCGAAGAGACAGCCGUCACGAUUGUCGAAGGCUCCGCCCCCGUCUUACCAGCCACGAAGGAAUGGAGGGCAUGCGAGAGCAAGGAGUUCGAGGAGUAGCACGAGGAGUUUUGCCUCGGGGGGGAUAGGCAACGAUUUCUACAACAGCAACAACAUCACAUCCCCGGCGACGGCGCCCGGGUCAGAGACCGACCUCGCCAGCCCGAUGUUUGGCAUAGGAGGGCAGAGUCAAAGCCAGCCGCAGACGCCUAGGCAGUCGUGUGAGGGCCAUGUGGUGCGGCCAUCGAGGAGCUUUAGUCGCACAAGGUACCCCCAGAGGAGACAUUCGCGGGUGUAUUCUAGCUCGUCGGUGCCGCCUAGGGUGUCGUUGGGGGAUGAUGGCGUUGUGGGGGGGUUGAGCCCUCCUCCGGCUAGGGGGAGGAGUGGGACUGUUGGGGGGAAGAUUUAA